AACUGGCUGACUGAGCUGGAGAUCUUUGCCAUGAUCUUUGCUGCUGCCGUCCAUGAUUACGAACACACAGGGACCACUAACAACUUCCAUAUCCAGACCAGGUAAUAUUCUAUGACAGCCGUAACACAAGCAGAAAAUAGCACUCAGCAAGGGGAUAAUUCAUAGGCCAGGGGCAACGAAACAGGGAUGGGAACUCAUUGUUAUGCAUUUAGAGAGGGGAUGAUUAAAAACCGUGAAUGGCAGUUCUAUUCUAAUUCCACCUCUGCCUCGUGACGGCGGCCAUUGUUGAGCCUAAUCCUCAAUGCACAACAAGUUCUAAUUAAUAACAAAACUCUCUGACAUUUCUUUAGGUAUGAGUUUUAUUGCAAAACAGGUCAAUAUAAGCUACAGUGUAUCUAAACUACAUGAAGUACCAUAUAGAUCAACUCAAAUGUGAUGAUAAUAAACCAUGUAUUGGAUUAGAGCAGGGGCUUUAUAUUUACCCCAUCGAAAUAUAAUUACUAAAACAGACAUUCCCAUUCAAAUCAAACAAUGUUCCAUCAUUCUAUUUCUAUGGUUUACCCUCUCCUAACUGUGUUGUCUCAGGUCAGGCACGGCCAUCUUGUAUAAUGACCGUGCAGUUCUGGAGAACCACCAUGUGAGUGCUGCCUACCGCCUCCUACAGGACGAUGAUGAGAUGAACAUCCUCCUCAACCUGUCCAAAGACGACUGGAGGUAGGCGAGACUCAGAGAGUUCGGGACCCUGGUGGUAGCAGGGCCGUGCACAGACCUUUUGGGGGGCAUGUACUCAAACAAAAAAAGGGCACCCCUGUAAAACAAUUCCCACAACCGCAGUCAGAGACUUGUUGAGCAAUUAUUAGUUUGAUUAUUUCAUUACAUAAAAGCAAUAGACAAGAUAGAUGCUAUUGUUGUAUCAUUUGCUAAGAUUUGGUUAACAUGCUUCAUGUGUGUCAUUGAGAAGAGGGUAAAGCAGCACAAUCUGAUGAGUUAAAGUAUUUGGCAAAACGAUUUUCAACUGCAAUAAAGGCUGCACUUAUUAACAAUAACCAACACAAUUCCAGUCAAAAUAGAAGAUUAUAAGAAAUACUGUAGCCUACCAUUACUAUUUCCAACCCAACACCAUUUGUUGCCUCUAUCAUGUAUCCUAUACUGGCUGAAGCUUUGAUCCAGUGGAAUAAGUUUUGAGGAGCAGGGAGGUUGAAGGUGACUUCAGGAACACAGCUGCUGCUCUACACUAUCCCUAAAUAAGACAGUAAUGAGAGCAAAUGAAUAGAAUAUUGUGAGAAAUACUGUAGCCAACCAUUACUAGACCAUAUAUUGCUUUACUAUAGCCUACCAUUCCCUAAUAAGCCAGUAAAGAGAGCAUGGUGAUCACUGAUGAUGACUGAUAACGUUCUUAGCAAGCAGACUAAUUAGGCUACCAUAUGCUACAACAAAAUGGCUAGCUAGCUAGAUUACUUUUUUUUUUUUUUACAGAUUGUGAUUUAUCACCAAUGCUCAUAAAUAAUGACUUCAUAAUCUAAUAUCCCUAAUCUUAUAACUUCAUAGUUUAAUUUAAUAAUUAUGUCAUUUAAAAGUAAUUUCAUAUUUCAUAAUAACUCUAUAGUCAUAUAGCACAGAUCUAUUAGCUACACGCAUUGCUUUGCUUAACAUAAUUAAAAUAUGUAUUUUAUAUGCAAAUAAUGUAUCGGCAUAAACAUUAUGAUGACGAUGAACAUACACUAUUUCAUAUUCAUGGUAUAUGGCUGACUGGCAAGUGGCUUGUGUGGUUAUUUUAGUAGGCUAACGUUAUAUGGUGGCUAGCUAGCUAUAGGCUACCUGUGUUGCUCCUUCCCUGACACAUGUGCAACUCCCGGCUGAAGGGAUAGAGUUGAGUCUGAGGGUCGGUGAUGCAGCCUCUCCUCUCUCUCUGUGUCUCUGCUGCACGUAGACUUAUCAGCCAACCAGACUGGAUUUGAUUAUGUAAAGCAGCAAGUUAGCAGGUCACUCACAUUGUUAAACUGCUCAAUUAUGCUGCUGUGGCAGUGGUACUGAUAUUUAAACUAGCUAGGUACAUUCUUAGAAAAAAAGGUUCUCCCGAUAGGUGAACCCUUUUUGGUUCCAGGUAUAACCCUUUUUGGUUCCAGGUAUAACCCUUUUUGGUUCCAGGUAGAACUCUUUUGGGUUCCAUGUAGAAACAUCUGUGUAAAGGGUUCUACAUGGAACUCAAAAAGGUUCUACCUGGAACCAAAAGGGUUCUACCUGGAUCCAAAAAGGGUUCUUCAAAGGGUUAUCCUAUGAGGACUGCCGAAGAACCCUUUUAGGUUCUACAUAGCACCUUUUUUUCUAAGAGUGUAGCUAGCUAUACACUCAACUCGACCGGUGACCACGGGCGGCCAAUUUAACGACGACUUGCAGGCAGUGGGUUCAGAUCAGAAAAACAACGACAAAACUGUUUUGGGGAAAGUAUACCAACAUACAAAAGGGCACUUUGGAGACUGGAAGUGCAAAGGGGCAGGUGCUCUGCACAGGUAGAGCACUAUCUGUGCACGUGCCUGGGUGGUUGAGAUGGUGUUGGCCACAGACAUGGCCUGUUCCUCUCUCUAACCUACCUCUAACCUGUCUGUCUGUCUGCUCCUCUUUCUAACCUACUGUACCUCUAACCUCUCUGUCCGUCUGUCUAUCUGUCUGUCUGUCUGUCUGCUCCUAUCUCUAACCUACCUCUAACCUGUCUGUCUUUCCACUCCUCUCUCUAACCUGUCUGUCUGAACUCUCUUUAAUCUACCUCUAUCAUGUCUGUCCAUCUGUCUGUCUGAUCCUCUCUCUAACAUGUCUGUAUGUCUCCCCCUCUCGUAGAGAGCUACGGGCCCUGGUGGUAGAGAUGGUACUGGCCACAGACAUGUCCUGUCACUUCCAACAGAUCAAGGCCAUGAAGAACUUCCUCCAACAGCCAGAGGCGUGAGUGACUCUUAUUUAACUCUAUAAUUACCUAGACAAAUAAAUCUAAAAUAGCACCCUGUUCAUUGUAGUAGACCAUAGUGCCAGUUCAGAUUGGCCCCAACACUCAUUACUCCCCACACAUUUGUCCUAAACCAUAGCCUGCCCUACCAUAAAUGCACUAAUUGAUACCAAAAAUACAAUAACCCCAAGCUGCUGUCUCUCUGAUCAAAUAUCCAACAGCCCAAUAUUGCUGAGACGUGUAUGUUGUUUUCUUAGACUCCUGACUUCUGUUAUAGUCUCUCUGGACUCUUGUUCCUUGCAUUUAUGAUAUAUUAUUUUCAAUCUUCUCUGCUCUAUACUGUUUUACUCUGAAGGAUUCUCAAGCCCAAGGCCUUAUCACUGAUCCUGCACACAGCUGAUAUCAGCCACCCGGCCAAGAACUGGGAUCUGCACCACAGGUGGACCACAUCACUCCUGGAAGAGUUCUUCAGACAGGUCAGUCUAUACUAACCCCUUACCCCAGACCUCUAACCCCUAAACCCUGACCCCUAACACCUAAACCCUAACCAUCACUGGACCACCAGUAGGAGUGCUGAUCUAGAUCAGGGGGACCUGAUCCAAGAUCAGCACUCCUACUCUGAGAGGCUUCAUGAAUAUAAUAAUAUGCCAUUUAGCAGACGUUUUUAUCCAAAGCGAUUUACAGUCAUGCGUGCAUACAUUUUUGUGUAUGGGUGGUCCCGGGGAUCGAACCCACUACCCUGGCGUUACAAGCGCUGUGCUCUACCAGCUGAGCUACAGAGGACCCUGGUCAGAUAGGUGUGGGACAAAGUCCAGUCUGCCAAGUCAGAUACGUAGUGCUGGCAUCUUCCUAAUCCUACUACCUUCCCAAAUAAAACAGUGUGAUAAUCCCAAUAUUUUAAUCCUAAUCUGGUCUCGUUUUCAUUCCUUCCUUGCUCAACACUAAUCCCAUGAAUCUGAUACUAGACUACCACUCCUCUCGCACUCUCACAGACAAGAAGCAGAUCUCAAAAUAGCGAAACCUGAAAAAUCAGGUUUUAGAGUCAUUAUUUAUAAGAGAUAUUGGAUGGUAAUUUCACAAGGUAUUUCACAAGGACAUCCAAUUUCUUUAAACAAAAGGAGGACAUUACUCUUUAUGAAUUGCAUAAAUUACAUCUGUGAUCAUUAUGAAUAUAAAGUGACAAUGAGUAAUAUAGCUGUUCUUGAAAAUUCUAAAAAUAUUUAUAAAAUGGAAUGAAUUAUAAAAUUGCAUUGGAUAUUAACAAGUGCAUGAAGAGACACCCCAGUGAAUUUUCUACCCGGAGUCAACCCGAUUUUCUAUUAGGUGUGAUUUUAAAGUAGGAUAUCCUCCCCAUUACCAUUACAGGCUAAUUAACGCCUCACUCUGUUCUGUGAAAAUGAAAUUAGCCAGUAGUGUGUGGACUCUUUCUAGAACUUGAACAAAUUCUGCGUCCCAUAGGCCUCUGGUCAAAAGUAGGGCAUUACAUAGGGAAUAGGAGGGUGCCAUUUGGAACGGACUCAUGGUGAAAUGUAAUCAGUUCAUUCCCAGGUGCUGCUCCACUAAUCAUAUUAAUAGAAAUGUCAAGUACAAUGAAUGACCAGGACAUACCAAUCAUUUUUUACCAUACAUAGAUUUAUUUGUCUUAAAUUGGCUCCUUUGAUGUUGUUCAACAGUACUGGGAGAUAGAAGUAGAGUGGAGAGAACAAAGUGGGGUGUAAUUAUCUAGGAUAGAGGCUGUUUAACAUUCAAAUGACAGUUGUUGUUUUUUUCUCUCUGCUGGGGACAGUAAUAAAUACCCCUACUGAGGGUUGCAAAGUUCCUCAAAAUUCCCAAUUUUUCCAGAAAUCCUGGUAAGGGAAUUACGGAUUUACUGCUUAUUCCGUUCUGAUUCCGGGAAUGUUCCAACUGGGAUUUCUGGAAAACCUGGUCAUUUUGGGAAAGUUACUGGAAUUUUGGAAAGCCUACCUCUACCCCAUCUCUUUGAUAUGAAGUGCACUUACACUGUCAGAGACUGCAUUCUUCCAUGCAUAAAGACUCAGAAGCAGUGUUCACAGUGGUCAUGUCGUGUUCUCAGGGGGAUAAAGAAGCAGAGCUGGGCCUGCCCUUCUCUCCUCUGUGUGACCGCAAGUCAACCAUGGUGGCCCAGUCUCAAAUCGGUGAGUCAGUGUAACAUUGUUGUAUACACAGUUCUAUAUAGAGAGAUAAAUCAGUAGAUAGAUAGAUAGAUAGAUAUAUCGAUAGAUAUAUACACUACCGUUCAAAAGUUUGGGGUCACUUAGAAAUGUCCUUGUUUUCGAAAGAAAAGCAAUUUUUUUGUUCAUUAAAAUAACAUCAAAUUGAUCAGAAACACAUUGUAGACAUUGUUAAUGUUGUAAAUGGCUAUUGUAGCCGGAAACGGCAGAUUUUUAAUGGAAUAUCUACAUAGGCGUACAGAGGCCCAUUAUCAGCAACCAUCAGUCCUGUCUUCCAAUGGCACGUUGUGUUUGCUAAUCCAAGUUUAUUAUUUUAAAAGGCAAAUUGAUCAUUAGAAAACCCUUUUGCAAUUAUGUUAGCACAGCUGAAAACUGUUGUGCUGAUUAAAGAAGCAAUAAAACUGGCCUUCUUGAGACUAGUUGAGUAUCUGGAGCAUCAGCAAUUGUGAGUUCGAUUACAGGCUCAAAAUGGCCAGAAACAAAUAACUUUCUUCUGAAACUCGUCAGUCUAUUCUUGUUCUGAGAAAUGAAGGCUAUUCCAUGUGAGAAAUUGCCAAGAAACUGAAGAUCUCGUACAAGCAUGUGUACUACUCCCUUCACAGAACAGCGCAAACUGGCUCUAACCAGAAUAGAAAGAGGAGUGGGAGCACAACUGAGCUAGAGGAGUGCCCCGGUGCACAACUGAGCUAGAGGACAAAUACAUUUUGUGUCUAGUUUGAGAAACAAGCGCCCACAGGUCCUCAACUGGCAGCUUCAUUAAAUAGUACCCGCAAAACACCAGUUUCAACGUCAACAGUGAAAAGGCGACUCCGGGAUGCUGACCUUCUAGGCAGAGUUGCAAAGAAAAGCCACAUCUCAGACUGCCCAUCUUAAUCUUUUAUUUUUAUUGGCCAGUCUGAGAUAUGGCUUUUUCUUUGCAGCUCUGCCUAGAAGGUCAGCAUCCCAGAGUUGCCUCUUCACUGUUGACGUUGAGACUGGUGUUGAGACAGGAAUAGCCUUCAUUUCUCAGAACAAGAAUAGACUGACGAGUUUCAGAAAAAGUUAUUUGUUUCUGGCCAUUUUGAGCCUGUAAUCGAACGCACAAUUGCUGAUGCUCCAGAUACUCAACUAUCUCAAGAAGGCCAGUUUUAUUGCUUCUUUAAUCAGCACAACAGUUUUCAGCUGUGCUAACAUAAUUGCAAAAGGGAUUUCUAAUGAUCAAUUAUCCUUUUAAAAUGAUAAACUUGGAUUAGCAAGCACAACAUCCAUUGGAACACAGGACUGAUGGUUGCUGAUAAUGGGCCUCUGUACGCCUUUGUAGAUUUUCCAUAAAAAAUCAACCAUUUCCAGCUACAAUAGCCAUUUACAACAUUAACAAUGUCUACACUGUACUUCUGAUCAAUUUGAUGUUAUUUUAAUGGACAAAAAAAUUGCUUUUCUUUCGAAUACAAGGACAUUUCUAAGUGACCCCAAACUUUUGAACGGUAGUGUAUAUAGAUAGAUACAUAGAUAGAUCUCAGUGGUUCUAUAUGUCUCUCAUUCCCUCAGGCUUUAUUGAUUUCAUCGUGGAGCCCACGUUCACAGUCCUCUCAGACAUGACAGAGAAGAUUGUGACGCCACUGAUCGACGAGGCGUCUCGUUCCGGCCUCGCUGGGUUCAGACGCUCCAGGUGACACUGUCAACACACUGACCUUAUUACACACACACACACACACACAUACACACACACACACACACACACACACAUUCCAAAAUGUGAUAUAUCCAUUUUUAGAAAUGCUUGCAAAUUAACGUUAAUUAAAAAUACAUAUUGUGAAACAGAUAGAGCUAUUAUUUUUUUCAUCUUACCAUGACAUGUGUUAGUGAAAAGACAAAGAUGAUGGGGCUCCCAAGUUGUGCAGCGGUCUAAGGUACUGCAUCGCAGUGCUAGAGGCGUCACUACAGACCCUGGUUCGAUCCCGGGCUGUAUCACAACCGGCCGUGUUCGGGAGUCCCAUAGGACGUUGCACAAUUGGGUUAGGGGAGGGUUUGGCCGGGGGGGCUUUACUUGGCUCAUCGCGCUCUUGUAACUCCUUGUGGUGGGCCGGGCGCCUGCAGGCUGACCUCGGUCCUCAGGUGAACGGUGUUUCCUCCGACACUGGUUAAGCAGGUGGGUGUUAAGAAGCGCGGUUUGGCAGGUCAUGUUUCGGAGGACGCAUGACUCGACCUUCGCCUCCCGAGCCCGUUGGGGAGUUGCAGCGAUGAGUCAAGAUCGAAAAAGGGGGUAAAAAUAACAGAGCUCCAAUAGAAAAAGUAUCCAGAUUGGGUUUUAAACAGUUAUGUGUAAUAAAGUAUCAAUAUCUAAAUAAAUAUUAAAAUAAUCAAUUUGUUUCAACUAUAUUGUGCAUAUAGCCUAUCCAGAGGUUGUAUCCAGAACAGUGUAUACAAUGUGUGUUUUCUUUUUGGACAUUUAAGCAACUCACAUUUUUAAGUGUCAUGUAGGCUAAAUGCAUCAUAAUGCUCUUUCUGUUAACGGGAGCUAACAUGGCUGCCAUAGAAUGUUGUAGCAAAGAUUUUUAUAUCCAACACAAUGGGGGCAAAUGAAUCAUAGUGGGCAGAACACACAAGGAGGUGGGCAGAGCCAAGCACGAGCUAGCGAGAGCCUAUUGGCGCGUUCUAGUAUGUAUUUGCAUAUUUCCGUUAGGGAACGCCUACUCUGUGGCACGUGUGGAAUAACUCAAUUCGCCCUUGCACUCCCUCUAAACAACGCAACUUUUAGAAACUUUUGUAAAGGGUAAAGUCUACAAAACUUAGUCCACUCUGUUCGUAGCAGAUUUUAGUUUUGGAAACUGUAUGGAAAUUAUAUUGAGAUCAAAUGUUUCAUUGACGAGAAAAUUAGCAGAAUGUCGGCCAAAAUCCAUCUCGCUCCAUCUUCUCCCACUGCCACUGCCGGCCACUGGGCUUCCUCUCACCACCAUAUUUGGUAGUGAGUGGAAACCCCAACCAGAUACUUCACAUUUAUACAUCCGGUGAUGUAUAUCUGUCUCAUUGUUCUAACUGUGGUUGUAGUGUUGUGUAAAUGCAUCAUAAUGCAGAAACCUCAAUGUCCCAACUCUCUUGAAACUCUAAACACAUGACACUGGAAGUAGCGUGUUUUGGUAAGAAACAAGUGCGUUGGAUGUUUUGCAAAAAAACACAUUCUAAAGCACAUCUAAAGUAAAGGUUUGAAAAGCAUGAAAACAGCCAUAAUUCAUGCACAUAAAAAGGGACCCAUGAACAUUCAUUUCAGAUGAAAAAAUUUAAAUGUGAAAAAUGUGUGUUUAUUAUGUUUUGGAAUCAAACCCUUCAUAUAUGGAUCACAUGUAUUGGUCUAGUGAGUGAUGUUGAUGAUAUAUUGCAUGCUCAUCUCAUGUCUUGGUGAAUCUAUAACAUAAUUUAUAACCUCAUCCUUUAUAUGACUCCUGGGGAGAUGAAAUAAACAUGGAAAAACAUACAUUGACACAUCAGAGACUGGGCUGUUCAUCAGACACAGAUUGCAUCCCAAAUAGCACCCUAUUCCCUACAUACUGUAGUGCACUACUUUUGAUCUGAGCCCUAUGGGCCCUGGUAAAAAGUAGUGCACUAUGUAGGGAAUAGGGUGCUAUUUGGGAUGUGGACGCAGUGAUGCUCUAAAAAUAACAAGCCGGGGGUCCUCCAGUCGUCUGUCUAAUGAUAACUAAAUGAAGCUGAACAACAUGUCAGCUGGUAUGAGUAAUUAUAAUCUGAUUUCCUGCCUAAGGCUCUAUGGCUGUGUCUCCACUGACUGGUCUCUGUCACGUAUGGCUGUGUGUGUGUGUGUGUGUGUGUGUGUGUGUGUGUGUGUGUGUGUGUGUGUGUGUGUGUGUGUGCCGGUGCACAUGAGUGUGUAAGUGGUUGAUAAUAAUACAAUAAAAUACUUCUCAUCAUGCGAAGGUGUGUUAGUAGUCUUAUGGCUGUACACAUCAGCUGUAGUUUCCUCAAAUGAAUUGCUCCUUUUCAUCGCUGUUGAAGUCAGGCUGAGUGAGACACACUAAGAGUCAACAGACCCAUUAAGAGAGACAGUGUUGUCAGUUAGAAUUGAAGAAAUGGUCUGGGAUAAUACGUGCAUGGUGACUAGGUGACAGCCAGUGUCUGGUGGUUGAAGAGGACAGGCUGAUUGUAGCACUUAGUAAUCCAUCUCUCUAUUCUACUCUCUAAUGGUCAUCCAUUAUGUUUUUAUCAUGCCAACACUGCAUUGUGCCAUUUAUUCACACACUGAUGGGCCUCAUGCUGAACCCAGAUCAGCUCUUAACAUUUCCAUAGAGUCUAAAGAUUGGAGGAACACAAUGACUGACCACAUUUACUCAGUCAUUACAGUUUUAACACACAUUUUCACACACACACACGCACACACCACUUCCACCGCACAUGUGUAAAUAACUACUAUAAUUACUUAUAUUUAUUAUUUGUCUCUUCUUUUUUACUGGAUGCUUGUAUUAUCUUUCUUACUAGAUUUUUUAUUUAAUACUUUUUUUAUAUUUUGUUUUAGUUGCUGUACUGAGCGGAGAGCUGGCAAGUAAGCAUGUCAUUGUACUUUGAUUUGAUUUGACAAUAACACACAUGCUCUUUCACACUUGCUUGCACACACACACACACACACACACACACACACACACAAACAUCAAAACAGGCCUGACAACAUCAGCUGGGAUCAACAACUGUCCUGCUGCUACAUAAACAAAGUCAUGCCAUCAUCAUCAACAGAAUAGAAGGAUUAUAAACAUUACUUAGAACGCUCAUACAUCCCUCCAUCUUCCUCCUCACCCCUGAUCUCUCUCUCUCUCUCUCUCUCUCUCUCUCUCUCUCUCUCUCUCUCUCUCUCUCUCUCUCUCUCUCUCUCUCUCUCUCUCUCUCUCUCUCUCUCUCUCUCUCUCUCUCUCUCUCUCUCUCGCUCGAUCACUCUCUCUUCUCCGAGGCAUAUCUGGAUAAAGAGGCUUAAACACUUCCUCACUUUCUUUCUCUGUCGUACACAAACAGUCAUUCACACACACACACACACACAAACACACACGCACAUUAGCUGUAAAGUGGUUGUAAUGACGUCAUUCCAACCAGCUUUGCCCGCUAGACACACACUUGCAGAUUGUGUUUGCAAACAGCCACAUCUGUCCACCUCCUCUUGUUACUUCAGCCUCUGCAACCCAGUCCAUCUCUCCACCUCCUCUUGUUACUUCAGCCUCUGCAACCCAGUCCAUCUCUCCACCUCCUCUUGUUACCUCAACCUCUGCAACCCAGUCCAUUUGUCCACCUCCUCUUGUUACCUCAGCCUCUGCAACCCAGUCCAUCUGUCCACCUCCUCUUGUUACCUCAGCCUCUGCAACCCAGUCCAUCUGUCCAUGUACAGUUGAAGUUGGAAGUUUACAUACACCUUAGCAAAUACAUUUAAACUCAGUUUUUCACAAUUCCUGACAUUUAAUCCUUGUACAAAUUCCCUGUCUUAGGUCAGUUUGGAUCACCACUUUAUUUUAAGAAUGUGAAAUGUCAGAAUAAUAGUAGAGAGAAUGAUUUAUUUCAGCUUUUACUUCUUUCAUCACAUUCCCAGUGGGUCAGAAGUUUACAUACACUCAAUUAGUAUUCGGUAGCAUUGCCUUUAAAUUGUUUAACUUGGGUCAAACGUUUCGGGUAGCCUUCCACAAGCUUCCCACAAUAAGUUGGGUGAAUUUUGGCCCAUUCCUCCUGACAGAGCUGGUGUAACUGAGUCAGGUUUGUAGGCCUCCUUGCUCGCACACGCUUUUUCAGUUCUGCCCACAAAAUGUCUGUAGGAUUGAGAUCAGGGCUUUGUGAUGGCCAUUUUGCCACAACUUUGGAAGUAUGCUUGGGGUCAUUGUCCAUUUGGAAGACCCAUUUGCGACCAAGCUUUAACUUCCUGACUGCUUGCAAGCGCCCCCCUUUUUCCUCCAAACAUAACGAUGGUCAUUAUGGCCAAACAGUUCUAUUUUUGUUUCAUCAGACCAGAGGACAUUUCUCCAAAAAGUAGGAUCUUUGUCACCAUUUGCAGUUGCAAACCGUAGUCUGGCUUUUUUAUGGCGGUUUUGGAGCGGUUGCUGAGCGGCCUUUCAGGUUAUGUCGAUAUAGGACUCGUUUUACUGUGGAUAUAGAUACUUUUGUACCUGUUUCCUCCAGCAUCUUCACAAGGUCCUUUGCUGUUGUUCUGGGAUUGAUUUGCACUUUUCGCACCAAAGUACGUUCAUCCUGAGCGGGAUGACGGCUGCGUGGUCCCAUGGUGUUUAUACUUGCGUACUAUUGUUUGUACAGAUGAACGUGGUACCUACAGGCGUUUUGAAAUUGCUCCCAAGGAUGAACCAGACAUGUGGAGGUCUAAAAAUUUUUUUCUGAGGUCUUGGCUGAUUUAUUUUGAUUUUCCCAUGAUGUCAAGCAAAGAGGCACUAAGUUUGAAGGUAGGCCUUGAAAUACAUCCACAGGUACACCUCCAAUUGACUCAAAUGAUGUCAAUUAGCCUAUCAGAAGCUUUUAAUGCCAUGACAUAAUUUUCUGGAAUUUCCCAAGCUGUUUAAAGGCACAGUCAACUUAGUUUAUGUAAACUUCUGACCCACUGGAAUUUUGAUACAGUGAAUUUUAAGUUAAAUAAUCUGUCUCUAAACAAUUGUUGGAAAUAUUACUUGUGUCAUGCACAAAGUAGAUGUCCUAACCGACUUGCCAAAACUAUAGUUUGUUAACAAGAAAUGUGUGGAGUGGUUGAAAAACGAGUUUUAAUGACUCCAACCUAAGUGUAUGUAAACUUCCGACUUCAACUGUAGAUAAUGCUCAUUAUAGUGGAACUAGAAUCACUGGGCUGUAAACCCUCAUUUCCUCAAUGUAUUAAAUUGAGUUUUUUCAGUUCAGACAUCCAUUAGGCAUGGCUGUGAUGUCCAAUCUCAUGUAGAGAUUGGAGACCUCUGUAGAAUCUCAAUAGUUCAUUAUGUUGUUUGGUGUAUGAUAGGUCACAGGAGUGGACCACAAUCGUGGGUUCAAUUCCUGCAGCGAUCAUAUACAAUGUAUGCAACCACUGUUCUGUGGUUUAAGUCACUGUGGAAUAAAGUGUCAGCUGUGGCCAUAUUUACAGUAGGUGUGUAAGGUGUGUGUUACAGGCCAGGUGUAUGACAUUCUCUAUCUCUCUGUGUGUACAGUCUGAACAGUAUUCCAGUGGGGGAUGGGAAGCGGUCCAGUGUGAUCAGUACAGGCUCAGAGGGCAGUGGAACACUCAACUGUUCCCCGGGAACCGUCGACUAUAAGGGCUUCAAGGCCACCUGGAAUGAAGAGGUGCACCAGAACAGAGAGAAAUGGAAGACCCAGGCUGCUAAAGGUACACUGGGGCCCCUCAACCCCUCACAGGGAAGGGUCUGGCAGGGUUGGUGGGUUGGGGAAUAGGGUAUGAGACAGAAUGAGGAGGAUGAGAAGUGGAAGACCCAGGAGGCUAAAGGUACAGAAGAGCCCCAGACAGGGGAGGGGUUAGUCAGGAGGGUUGGGUCCUGGUACAAAGAGGUGCACCAGAACCGAGAGAAAUGGAGACCCAGGAGACUAAAGGUAAAGCAAAACAGAAAAUAGGUGGGUUAUGGGAAGGAUCAGUCCAAGGCCAUGAGGUGGAAGUAUUGUCAUUCUUAGGACAAGAGGCAAUGAAGACCGAAGCAGCUAAGAUCUACAGUAGAAACAAUACUCAAUGAAGACCCAAGCAGCUGAGAUCUACAGUAGAAACUCUACUCAGUGAAGACCCAAGCAGCUGAGAUCUACAGUAGAAACCCUACGCAGGAAAGGGCUUGGCUGGAGGGUGGGUGGGUUAGGGAGUAUGUGGAGUAGGGCUCUUUCACACAUACAAAAUAUAUUUUUGUUCUGACAGAUCUGGAGGAGAAAACCAAAAGGGAAGCAGAGGAGAAGGCUUCGCAGGAGGGGACAGAGGAGGGGAAAGAGUCUGGAACGACAGAAGAGAAGGAGGAAAAGAAAGCGAGGGAUGAAGAAGGUACACAAGCAGGGGGAGAGAAAAAGGAAGCGGGGGAGGAAGUGCCCAAAGAGGAGGAAGGGAACAUGGACCCAGGGGGGACCGUCGGGACCACACCAACAACAUCAGGACCGGGACCAGGGCUGAACCACUUGGACCCCAAGGAGCCUGAAAGCAGCAGCACCAGCACAGAGAAAAACCAGCAAGUUCAAAACGGUAUGUGUUAGUUUACAUUCAGUUACAGGCUCAUACAGAUAUACUCUCUAUUUAUAAUACUUGGUUUAAAGAAGUUGUGAACAGCAUCAACUUAAAGUGCCAAGUAGUGAUUAGAAUAUGGAGGACCCAAAGUUUGAGUCAAUUUGUCUGGUGGUCUUUUUGGUGCUGUCAAACUGUUAUUGCUGUUGCUUCAGAAAUGAUAGCGGAAGCUAAAGUUCUUACUGAAUCCUUGGCUGCUCUCCUGAUGGUUUAGUUGUAAAAGAGUGCCCUCUGCUGGUCAAUUAUGCAUGUAAAAUGAUUUUGAAAUUGUAUUUUGAAACUGUUUUCAUGUCCUUUGAAGUGUCGACAUUUGUGACUACUAUGAACAUGUCACUUCCUUAUUCUCUUCAAGUCUGUAUUUUAUAUUUUCUUUAAUCAGUGUUGUCUAUCUGGGGGAUGUGUGAGGCAUCUAGUGGACAGUGAACCCCUGGUCUGGAUUGUGUGGGGGGAUUGUGAUGGUUGGUGACGGUUUUUAUUUGACUCCAGGGGAAGUACCAGAGGAGCUAGACUCACCUGACACUGACUCUGGCUCUGAUGAUGAAAGUGAGAAAAACACCUCUGACGGUAAAACACCAUUUACUUUCUCCUCAGGGCGAACCUUAGCUACGUUUCCAUAAUCAAAUACAUGUCUCCUCUUCUUAAAGCAAAGAGAAGAAAAAAAACAGUUUUGGUUAUGACAAGGUAUGCAAAAAACACAUUAAAACAUUGUAGUUUGGUCCUGCAAUUCGAGUUUCUAUGAUGUGAACGGUGUACAUAUUAGGACAGCACCACACAGGACUAUGACUGACUCUCUUGUGGAAACGUGUCUAAUGUCACUCACACCCUCACUCACCCCGCCAUCCUCCACCACUUCCUCCCUCUCAAAGGCAACCUCUUUCUAUCAUUUCUUUCUUCUAUCCCUUCCCCUGAGUCUGUCAUUCACGUUACUAUUGUGACAGUGUGUUCAUUGAUCGUUAUCUACAGUCUUGUUCAAUCCUGACAGGGACUUUGUCAUUGUCCCUCUAUACAUAACAUGUUCUUUUUUUAUAAGACUUAUCUCUGAAACUCAAAGCUAUUCUUCAGAGCAAACACAAUCCCUCUCAUUUAGCUGUUAACACCCUUUGACAACUGACUCUCAAAACCAUCACCCCCAGCCUCAGUUACGAAACUGACCAUGUACCAAUUUUUGGGUCAUAAUGUCCUUUCAUUUCGGUAGACUUCCCGAGCGUAGAUGUUGCUGACGCCUGACAGAUCUUACAACACCUGGAUAGGUAUUUAAGUAUCAGCUAACCACAUCUGUUAAAGAAAUGUGUCAGUCGAUGACACAGUCGAUGACGUGGCACGCAACCAUUGGUUGUUGCGUCGCCUCGCCUUAGCUAUGGAACACGGCCUAUAUUGUCUUCAACCCCUCCCCCUCCCCAGCAUGCCAUGCAGCGGUCCAGGAGACCAGGAAGUUGGAGCAGGAAGUUUUAAGUGUGCCAUAUGUCCUCUUCCCCUCCCACAGAUAAAGAAGAGGAGGACUCUGACGACAGUAACCAUGACAGUUUACCUGCGUCUUUAGCGGCUGCAGCAGUGGUGGCUGCUCCUACGUCCAAUCUAAACUAACCGCCCAUUCAGUUCCCCAACAAAGACUUCAUUUACCAGGGGACACCUCUAUCUCUCUCUCUUUCUCUCUCUUUCUCUCUCUCUCUCUCUCUCUCUCUCUCUCUCUCUCUCUCUCUCUCUCUCUCUCUCUCUCUCUCUCUCUCUCUCUCUCUCUGUCUAAUGUUCCAGAUUGCCCUCUGCUGGAUGUGUACUGCUUUUAUUUUUGUUUAUUUAUUUUUUAACACCACACUCUUCGAAAAAAAGGUGCAAUCGAGAACCUAAAAGGGUUCUUCGGCUGUCCCCAUAGGAGAACCCUUUGAAUAACCAUUUGUGGUUUCACGUGGAAUGCUUUUGGUUCCAGGUAGAACCAUUUUGGGUUCCAUGUAGAACCCUUUCCACAGAGGGUUCUACAUGGAACCCAAAAGCGUUCUACCUGGAACCAAAAAGGGUCCUACCUGGAACCAAAAAGGGUUCUUCUAUCUAUGGGGACAGCCGAAGAACCCUUUCGGAACCCUUUUUUCUAAGAGUAUAGUUCCACUUGUCUCUGUCUCUGGUGGAAUCCUGCUUUUCCGUCCAUUUUUUUCUCCCAAAUCAAAGCUUAACUUGCCAGUCCAUGUGUUACCAUGGCAAAUGGCAGGUGCUGGUUUCCCAUUAGCCCAAACAUUUCAACCUUUGCCAUUUCCUGAGCCAUGAUGGACUUAUAGGCUCUUUCUUCCACCUGGAGAGGAGCAGGCACAUGCACAGGCUGGCACAUGAGAGGGUAAGGCCAAAGGACAGGACAGUGUUGCCCUGUGUUGCCCUGGCCUCCACACUAGCUAGGCCCUUCCAGAGGAGCUUUCAGUUGGCUCUGUGUAGCUUCCUCUGCUCCUACUCAUCACUGCACACUUCUGGUUGGCAUUUGGACCUUCAGACCUCUCUGUGUUUGUACAGUAUGUGCAUCUGUGUGUGUCGGGCAAAAUGUAAACAAGGUCGAAUCUAAGAAGGAUGUUGAACGAAUGGCGAAUCUACAUACAACUAUUAUUAUUAUUUAAACAGUGUAAUUAAUGAAUAAAGUACAACGACAUUUGUCUUGUUUAUAUUGCAUACGUAAAAUAUAUAAGAUAAACGAUUGUUAGAUUUGUUUUGCUUUUACAUUUCAUUUUGCAACUAGAAUGCACUUUCUAACUAGCACACAUUAAAAUAAAGUGAAAUGAAGUCAUGAUUACCCUCUAUCAUACAAUCUAAAUAGGAAAUCUGAAACGUAUUGGCUUAGUCAUUGAAACGUCUUCUUAUAGAGAAAUCACACAUAUUUAGUAAUACUAAGAAACAAUAUUGUGUACAGUAAUGUAUAUAAAUAUAAUGAUGUAUUGUGUUGACCUAUGAUUCUCCAGCGUUAGAAUUCCCAUAUGUUUAUUGUAAAUCUAAAGAAAAAAGUAACUAUGUCCAGAGAACCAUGAUUGAUUCAAGUUGUCUCUAAAUAGUAUGUUAUGUUAUUCUUUUUACUAUGUACUGUAGGUGAUUUAUGUUUCCGCAGUGCAGGUUUGAUUGAUUUCCAACCUUCAAAACGUUAUUGGGAUGACAUCAUACGACUGUUAUUAAGGCAGGCACCACAACCAUGUUAAUUUUACUGGGCGGGGAAAUCAACCGUUUAUAACAUGUUACAAUGCCAAAAUAUACUGUAUAUGUGUGCUUAGGUUUUGUUGCUUACUUUUCCUCUAGUUCUGGGCAUUUCUAGCUAGGCGAGUUUCCUGGUUGCCACGGUUGCCAGUUGUAUUUUUGAGUAUAAUAUGUAUUUAUUGAACAUAACAUUUACAUUUUAUUUAUGAAUUAUUGUGUAUAGUUAUAAUUUUGAACAUCUUAAUGUAGUCAACAGAGAUAAGUAACAUGUUUCUAAGACUGAAUCUGUGCUCCCCCAAUGACAUGGAUGAGUGGGUUAAUGUAUUAUUAUUUCAAAGUAGUGUGAAUUUAUCAUUAUGAGUUGGUUAUUUAUGCUUCAACUUCAAUUCCAGGACUUCUUCUGACUUUGCUUUAAGACACUGUCGCUCAACACAAUUUCCUCAAGUCUUUCUUUAUCAAAUGCAUUGCGGCAUACAAAGCAGGAGAUUUUUCCAAUAUGUGGAUAAGAAUUGGGUUGAGAGAGUCAGUUCAGUUCCCACUCAACGUUCAACUGUGAUGUGAGAACUUUGUUGAACAAACAUGGAAUCUGAUUGAUCCAUCUUGAUUUACUAAUACAUACGUUUUCUAAAAAUCAUUCACAGCAUGUAAAUAUAAUUUACUUUUUUGUGUUCAAAAAUCAAUUUGCCAUUAACAUAAUUAUUAUAUCAAACAAAUAAAUAACACAGAAAACUAAACAAACAGAACAAACACUAGGUUACUACACGUCAUGAAAUGUAGAAAGUAAAUAAUCAAAAUAUUGAAUGUUGUGUUCAAGAAGCAGACUUAUAGUACAUGUACAGUACAGUAUUGACUGGGUCAUCUUUGGGGUUUUCCAAAAUGGCCUCAAGGUUCACUGUGUAGAAAUUCCUGUUGCCUUGACCAAAGAUAGAAAAACAACAGAUUAUACAGUUGGAAGUUUACAUACACCUUAGCCAAAUACAUUUAAACUCAGUUUUUCACAAUUCCUGACAUUUAAUCCUAGUAGAAAUUCCCUGUCUUAGGUCAGUUAGGAUCACCACUUUAUUUUAAGAAUGUGAAAUGUCAGAAUAAUAGUAGAGAGAAUGAUUUAUUUCAGCUUUUAAUUCCCAGUGGGUCAGAAGUUUACAUACACUCAAUUAGUAUUUGGUAGCAAUGCAUUUAAAUUGUUUAACUUGGGUCAAACAUUUUGGGUAGCCUUCCACAAGCUUCCCACAAUAAGUUGGGUGAAUUUUGGCCCACUCCUCCUGACAGAGCUGGUGUAACUGAGUCAGGUUUGUAGGCCUCCUUGCUCGCACAGGCUUUUUCAGUUCUGCCCACAAAUUGUCUAUAGGAUUGAGGUCAAGGCUUUGUGAUGGCCACUCCAAUAUCUUGACUUUGUUGUCCUUAAGCCAUUUUGCCACAACUUUGGAAGUAUGCUUGGGGUCAUUGUCCAUUUGGAAGACCCAUUUGCGACCAAGCUUUAACUUCCUGACUGAUGUCUUGAGAUGUUGCUUCAAUAUAUCCACAUAAUUUUCCUUCCUCAUGAUGCCAUCUAUUUUGUGAAGUGCACCAGUCCCUCCUGCAGCAAAGCAACCCCACAGCAUGAUGCUGCCAUCCCCGUGCUUCACGGUUGGGAUGGUGUUCUUCUGCUUGCAAGCGCCCCCCUUUUUCCUCCAAACAUAACAAUGGUCAUUAUGGCCAGAGGACCAGAGGACAUUUCUCCAAAAAGUACGAACUUUGUCCCCAUUUGCAGUUGCAAACCGUAGGCUGGCUUUUUUAUGGCCGUUUUGGAGCAGUGGAUUCUUCCUUGCUGAGCGGCCUUUCAGGUUAUGUUGAUAUAGGACUUGUUUUACUGUGGAUAUAGAUACUUUUGUACUUGUUUCCUCCAGCAUCUUCACAAGGUCCUUUGUUGUUGUUCUGGGAUUGCACUUUUCGCAUCAAAGUACGUUCAUCUCUAGGAGACAGAAUGCAUCUCCUUCCUGAGCGGUAUGACGGCUGUGUGGUCCCAUGGUGUUUAUACUUGCAUACUAUUGUUUGUACAGAUGAACGUGGUACCUUCAGUCGUUUGGAAAUUGCUCCCAAGGAUGAACCAGACUUGUGGAGGUGUACACUUUUUUUUCUGAGGUCUUGGCUGAUUUCUUUUGAUUUUCCCAUGAUGUCAAGCAAAGAGGCACAGAGUUUGAAGGUAGGCCUUGAAAUACAUCCACAGGUACACCUCCAAUUGACUCAAAUGAUGUCAAUUAGCCUAUCAGAAGCUUCUAAAGCCAUUACAUAAUUUUCUGGAAUUUUCCAAGCUGUUUAAAGGCACAGUCAACUUAGUGUAUGUAAACUUCUGACCCACUGGAAUUGUGAUACAGUGAAUUAUAAGUGAAAUAAUCUGUCUGUAAACAAUUGUUGGAAAAAUGACUUGUGUCAUGCACAAAGUAGAUGUCCUAACCGUCUUGACAAAAAUGAUAGUUUGUUAACAAAAAAUGUGUGGAGUGGUUGAAAAACGAGUUUUAAUGACUCCAACCUAAGUGUAUGUAAACUUCAGACUUCACCUGUAGAUAUCCUAUAGUUAAAAUAAAACUAAUUCUACAAAAGGGUAAAUACUUUUGUUAAAGCUACUCAAAAUGAUUUAUUUUUCUCCAGAAGGAAGAAUAUUUGCCUUAAAAUAGAUACGUCUUUACUGCUCACUUCAGUGUUGCCCUGUAGAACAGUCUAUAUGUCUAGCUUGCAAGCUUUUGUGACAUCUUUAAGGGCAAGAUCUUGUCAGUGUUUAGUGAUUGUUGAUACUUUGUGGCAGCUAUCCCUUUCAUGAUUUCUAAAUGUUGUUUCUUGUCAUACAGAGAGAUAGGGUCUAAUGUAUUUUUUUAUUUUACCAUUACAUUUAUUUGUAUCUGACCGCUACCCUGUGGUACUAGUUCUGUCUUUCAAAAUCAUACUUAGUCAUGCAUGUUCACUGGAAUGUGGACCUUUGUCAUAGUGAAGAAUCCCUGAAGAAUGUAAAAACAUUCGAAACCCAUUUUUAUGGCCCCAUUCUCACGCCUUCAUUUAUUAUUUUAUGACAUGUAAUCUUUGUGAAUUGUCUCCUUUUACUUCAACUCAAAACCAGCAAUCUCAUGCCUUCCUGAAAAAAGCAUCAUAUACUGUCAGAUAUUUUAAUUUAUUAAAAAAAACGUAAUCGGUCACAAUCCUUGCAUUGAAAAUGAUGACACAUACCGUGUGUGAAUGGUUUAAAUGGACACGUGUAAAUGAGGAGAAGCUGAUAGAUUAGUAUAGAAUCUAUAGAUCACAGUUUUUUGUGAAUUGGUGUGUGAGUGGGUAUAUGAGGUGCAGUAUGCUUCUAUGUUCUAUUGCUAGGGGUUAGUAUAGGUUGAUAUCGAAAUAUGACGUUAUUGAUAACAACCUAUUGCCUGUACAGUAAGUUCGAGGCCCACGGUGUAGUAGUGCCAGUAUAGUAUGUUAGCCAUUGUCAUUUCUGUGACCCCCACUUUCUCUAUGACCAACUAAUCAGCAAAACCUGGGAUUAAAUCACUACGGACGAAACCAUGAUCAUCUUGUAUUUUUUGUUGUUGCCAUAUACAGUGAGGGAAAAAGUAUUUGAUCCCCUGCUGAUUUUGUACGUUUGCCCACUGACAAAGAAAUGAUCGGUCUAUAAUUUUAAUGGUAGGUUUAUUUGAACAGUGAGAGAUAGAAUAACAACAACAAAAUCCAGAAAAACGCAUGUCAAAAAGGAGUGCUCCUAAUCUCAGUUUGUUACCUGUAUAAAACACCUGUCCACAGAAGCAAUCAAUCAAUUAGAUUCCAAACUCUCCACCAUGAAAAAGACCAAAGAGCUCUCCAAGGAUGUCAGGGACAAGAUUUUAAACCUACACAAGGCUGGAAUGGGCUACAAGACCAUCGCCAAGCAGCUUGGUGAGAAGGUGACAACAGUUGGUGCGAUUAUUUGCAAAUGGAAGAAACACAAAAUAACUGUCAAUCUCCCUCGGCCUGGGGCUCCAUGCAAGAUCUCACCUUGUGGAGUUGCAAUGAUCAUGAGAACGGUGAGGAAUCAGGCCAGAACUACACAGGAGGAUCUUGUCAAUGAUCUCAAGGCAGCUGGGACCAUAGUCACCAAGAAAACAAUUGGUAACACACUACGCCGUGAAGGACUGAAAUCCUGCAGCGCCCGCAAUGUCCCCCUGCUCAACAAAGCACAUAUACAGGCCCGUCUGAAGUUUGCCAAUGAACAUCUGAAUGAUUCAGAGGAGAACUGGGUGAACGUGUUGUGGUCAGAUGAGACCAAAAUCGAGCUCUUUGGCAUCAACUCAACUCGCCGUGUUUGGUGGAGGAGGAAUGCUGCCUAUGACCCCAAGAACAGCAUCCCCACCGUCAAACAUGGAGGUGGAAACAUUAUGCUUUGGGGACAGGACAACUUCACCACAUCAAAGGGAACUGUUGAUUGUACCAUCAAAUAUUGGGUGAGAACCUCCUUCCUUCAGCCAGGGCAUUGAAAAUGGGUUGUGGAUGGGUAUUCCAGCAUGACAAUGACCCAAAACACACGGCCAAGGCAACAAAGGAGUGGCUCAAGAAGAAGCACAUUAAGGUCCUGGAGUGGCCUAGCCAGUCUCCAGACCUUAAUCCCAUAGAAAAUCUGUGGAGGGAGCUAAAGGUUCGAGUUGCCAAACGUCAGCCUCGAAACCUUAAUGACUUGGAGAAGAUCUGCAAAGAGGAGUGGGACAAAAUCCCUCCUGAGAUGUGUGCAAACCUGGUGGCCAACUACAAGAAACGUCUGACAUCUGUGAUUGCCAACAAGGGUUUUGCCACCAAGUACUAAGUCAUGUUUUGCAGAGGGGUCAAAUACUUAUUUCCCUCAUUAAAAUGCAAAUCAAUUUAUAACAUUUUUGACAUGCGUUUUUCUGGAUUUUGGAAUUUUAACCUACCAUUAAAAUUAUAGACUGAUCAUGUCUUUGUCAGUGGGCAAACGUACAAAAUCAGCAGGGGAUCAAAUACUUUUUUCCCUCACUAUAUCCCCCUUAUAUCAGUUUUUUUACAGUGCCGUGAAAAAGUAUUUGCCCCAUGUCUGAUUUUCUGUAUUAUUGCACAUUUUCACAUUGAAUUUGGUCAGAUCUUUUUGUGGGUUGUAGUGAUAUAGUCUGGAAAGGGUUCCAAAGCCAAAUCUAAGGCUCUGGGGCUCCACCGAACUGAAGCGCAGCUGGGUCAUGCAGCAAGACAAUGAUCCAAAACACACAAGCAAGUCUACAUCAGAAUGGUUGAAGAAUAAGAAAUUGAACGUUUUGGAAUGGCCUAGUCAAAGUCCAGACUUAACCCAAUUGAGAUGUUGUGGCAGGACCUGAAACAAGCAGUUCAUGCACAAAAACCCACAAAUGAGUUGAAGCAGUUCUGCAUGGAGGAGUGGGCCAAUAUUCCUCCACGGUGCUGUGAGAGACUAAUUGAUAACUACAGGAAGCAUUUGGUCGCAGUUAUUGCAGCUAAAGAUGGCAUAACUAGUUAUUGAGUCUAAGGGGGCAAUAACUUUUUCACACGGGGCCAUUUGGUGUUGCAUAACUUUCUUUAAUAAAUAAAUAUGUAUUGUUUCUUUGUAUGUUAUUUGUUCACUCAGGGUCCCUUUUAUAUAAUAUUAGGUUUUGGUUGAAGAUCUGAUAACAUUCAGUGUCAAAAAUAUGCAAAAAUGCAGAAAAUCUGACGGGGCAAAUACCUUUUCACAGCACUGUACUAUAUGUAUUUGAAGCCAUAACAAUGUUAAUUUUUUUCUGUGAGUAUUGCUUCAAGGUGUUUCAUAUGGAGCAUAUUUUUUUGGUAACCAUCAAACCGGUUGUCCUCAUGUUUUUUCCCCCACUUUUAUUUUCUUAUUUUGUUUGAAUUGAAGAUUUUAUUGAUCACACACCAAGACCAAACUGUGCAGCAGGCCAUGUGGUGGUGUUUGUUCCAACGCUACGUUAGUGCACUGUUGUGACAAUAAAUCUGAACUCAAAGGGCUCAGAUCACGACUCAGUGUCUUCAUUGUGUCCAGUUUAAAAUGUUUUGUAAAACUAUUAUGUAGUAAGCACACUAAAUGUCUGUAUUGUCAGUGCUGUAUGUGUGAGGUCUAACACCAGCCUACCUAUAAUAGAACAACCCGUAAAGGUACCCUACAAUGGGUUACAACAUAAUAGAAUAAGCAAUAGAUAGCACCACAUCAGAUCUGGGUUCAAAUACAUUAGUAUUUUGUUAUUUGUUAUUUAACUAAUUAUUUGCUGUGUUUCUGAGUAUUUUCAAAGAAUGUGGCCCGAAUCAACUACUUAUAUUGUAAGUAUUUGAAAGUAUUUUCAAAUAAUUUCCUACAAAUAACCUCCUAUUUGAAAGUAUUUUCAAUUACGUAUUUCAAGUACUAUUUUCAAAUGUCUGGGUUUCAAAUACAUGGGAGUGUAUUUGAGUCAGUGUAUUUGAGUAUUUUCAAAUACUUUCCAAGUGCAUUUCCAAAUACAUUCCAGUUUUCAACUACUUGUCUUUAAAAAGAAAAAUGUAUUUGAAAGUAAUUGAAAUACCUUGAAUAGUAUUUGAACCCAGGUCUGCACCACAUACCGGUACAUACACAUAUACUGAAUCUGCAUUUGAAGAUACAUAUGUGACAAUGUAUAAAAUAAAAUUUAAAAAAUACAACCUUGAUGAUUGUUUUUCCCUGACAACUGACCUGGUGACCUUUUCUCUUGCAGACUCGUCAGGCUCGGAGGGCUAUGACCUGAUUCGCUACUACAAGAGACCGAGCUACUGUGCCAACUCUCACCUGGCACUACCCUCCAGAGAGAAAGAGAGGGAGAGGAGACCAGAGGGCAGGCUCAUCGACCCCAGGAGCAGAGUCAGGAAGCUUCAGGGCAUCUCCCUACGCCGGAGGAAGUGA
Coregonus sp. 'balchen' is the source of this 23351-nucleotide messenger RNA. The record is from the annotation of a GenBank genome assembly. NCBI's taxonomy places the organism in Eukaryota, Metazoa, Chordata, Actinopteri, Salmoniformes, Salmonidae.